AUGGGGGCCCCCAGCACCCCCGGCUGCCGGGUGAGCGACGGGGAUAGGGAGCGCAUCGUCCCUUUAAGAGGAGGGGGAUCAGGGCCAGGACCUGAAGGCUCCCUGGUGCGCUGCCCGCUGGCCAGUGGGGGAGGAUUGUGGGCUCUGGUCAUCCCCGGAGAGGGGUCAAGGGGUGGCAGCGGGCUGGAGGAGGAGGAAGACCUGGAACUCUUUGAAGGCUACGAGAGUUUCCAAGGCUACAACAGCAGCCUGGGCAGCGAGAGCAGCUCCUACCUGGAGGAGUCCAGCGACAACGAGAAUGAGCUCCAUGACCGGGAGGCCGGGGAGCUCCCCACGUCCCCCGUGCUGAUGCCCAGCCCCACCACCCCUCGUUCCCAGGACGGCAGUGGAUCCGAGCCAGCCGUCUGCGAGAUGUGCGGCAUCGUGGGCACGCGGGAGGCCUUCUUCUCCAAGACAAAGCGGUUCUGUAGCGUGUCCUGCUCCCGGAGCUACUCCUCCAACUCCAAGAAAGCCAGUAUCUUGGCCAGGUUGCAGGGGAAGCCGCCCACCAAGAAGGCCAAAGUCCUGCACAAGGCCGCCUGGUCUGCCAAGAUUGGCGCCUUCCUGCACUCGCAGGGCACCGGGCAGCUCGCGGACGGGACCCCGACAGGGCAGGACGCUCUGGUCCUGGGCUUCGACUGGGGCAAAUUCCUAAAGGAGCACAAUUACAAGGCGGCCCCUGUCAGCUGCUUCAAGCACGUGCCGCUCUUCGACCAGUGGGACGACGUGGUGAAGGGGAUGAAGGUGGAGGUGCUCAACAGCGACGCCGUCCUGCCCAGCCGCGUGUACUGGAUCGCCUCCGUCAUGCAGACGGCCGGCUACCGCGUGCUCCUCCGCUACGAGGGCUUCGAGAACGACUCCAGCCACGACUUCUGGUGCAACCUGGGCACGGUGGACGUGCACCCCAUCGGCUGGUGCGCCAUCAACAGCAAGAUCCUGGUGCCGCCGCAGACCAUUCACGCCAAGUUCACGGACUGGAGGAGCUACCUGAUGAAGCGGCUGGUGGGGGCCAGGACCCUCCCGGUGGACUUCCACAUGAAGAUGGCGGAGAGCAUGAAGUACCCCUUCCGUCAGGGCAUGCGCGUGGAGGUGGUGGACAAGGCGUGCGUGUCCAGGACUCGCAUGGCCGUGGUGGACACGGUGAUCGGGGGGCGGCUGCGGCUGCUCUACGAGGAUGGCGACGGCGACGACGACUUCUGGUGCCACAUGUGGAGCCCCCUCAUCCACCCCGUGGGUUGGUCCCGCCGCGUCGGCCACAGCAUCAAGAAGCCGGAGAGGCGAGGGGAGAUCAGCAGCCACCCCACCUUCCGGAAGAUCUACUGUGACGCCGUCUCCUACCUCUUCAAGAAGGUGCGAGCUGUCUACACCGAGGGCGGCUGGUUUGAGGAGGGGAUGAAGCUGGAGGCCAUCGACCCGCUGAACCUGGGCAACAUCUGUGUGGCCACCGUGUGCAAGGUGCUCCUGGACGGCUACCUGAUGAUCUGCAUUGACGGCUCGGCGUCUGCGGACGGCUCGGACUGGUUCUGCUACCACGCCUCGUCCCACGCCAUCUUCCCGGCCACCUUCUGCCAGAAGAACUCCAUCGAGCUGACGCCUCCAAAAGGGUAUGACGCCAAGACCUUCGACUGGACCUCGUACCUGGAGGAGACCAACUCCAGGGCGGCCCCGGCGAGACUCUUCAACAUGGACUGCCCCAACCACGGCUUCAAGGUGGGCAUGAAGCUGGAGGCCGUGGACCUGAUGGAGCCCCGCCUCAUCUGCGUGGCCACCGUGAAGAAGGUGGUGCAGCGGCUGCUCAGCAUCCACUUCGACGGCUGGGACAGCGAGUACGACCAGUGGGUGGACUGUGAGUCACCCGACAUCUAUGCCGUGGGCUGGUGCGAGCUGAUCGGCUACCAGCUCCAGCCCCCGGUGGCUGCAGGUCUGUCCCCUUGGCGCCGCCACACAGGCUUCUCUUCCAGGGUGGGCCGCGAGGAGUCCGCGACUCCCCAGCAGACCAAGGAAGUGAUGAGGAAGAAGAAGAAGCCGUUUGGGAAGAAGAGGAAAAGGAUCACGACCAAGGCCCGCCCAGCAGCCAAGAGAAACCAGCACUGACCAAGCCCGGGGUUGGCAUGAGGCCCCAGACAUUGGAGCUAAGCCCCCCCCACCUCCCUGGCUAGGAGGGGGACCCACAUUCCACUCGUGAAGCUGAUGCUGCCGUCAGCCCGGGCUCCCAAGGCCUUCUCUGUGGCCCGUCAGCGAAGCCAGGAGAGCGAGCAAAGCCGCGCAGCAUCUGGGCAGACGUCCCAAGGACAGACACCCCCAUCCCACCUCCCUGACGUGCUUUCCUGCCUC
Molecule: messenger RNA, 2373 nt
Organism: Gracilinanus agilis (Agile Gracile Mouse Opossum)
Lineage: Eukaryota; Metazoa; Chordata; Mammalia; Didelphimorphia; Didelphidae
Gene: L3MBTL2
Product: L3MBTL histone methyl-lysine binding protein 2
Exons: 18
Coding region: 1-2133 (710 amino acids)
Biological process (GO): regulation of DNA-templated transcription
Cellular component (GO): nucleus
Molecular function (GO): zinc ion binding
Source: RefSeq, a predicted model, not a curated record